AUGCUGCUAAGGCUUGCGCGUGUGAGGCCGCUGUGCCGGAGACACGCUGUGCGGACUGUGGGUGGGAUUUUUGCGCGCCAGAGUGUUAGAAUUCCUCGGCGCCAGCUCCAAACCUCGGCGCCGCUUCGGAGCUCGCUCGAAAUUCGGUUCGACGAGAUGGACCCUGAGCUCCAAGAAAUGCUCACCGAAGAACGGGCCGUCGACACUGUGGACGUGUGCAUAGUGGGAUGCGGCCCAGCAGGACUGGCCACGGCCAUCAGGCUCAAGCAGCUUGACCAGGACGGGGAUUUGCGGGUGGUGGUGCUCGAAAAGGCCCCUGACGUCGGAUCUCAUAUUUUGUCUGGGGCGAUCCUCGAACCCCGGGCCUUGCGCGAGCUGUUCCCGGAGAGCGAGUACUACGACGCAGACGGCGCAGGAAUCCCUCUGCCGCCGGAGCUGGUGAGUCUUGUGACAGAAGACCACAUGAAGUUGCUGUUCAAGAACGGGUCUGCCGUGCCGCUGCCCGAGCCGCCGCAGAUGGUCAACAAGAACAGGAACUACAUUGCGUCGCUGUCGGAGGUCGUCAAGUACCUUGCCGAGCAGGCAGAGGCCGUCGGCGUCGAGAUAUAUUCCAACACGGCCGUGAGCGAGUUGGUGUACGAUAGCAAAGGUCACGUGAAAGGCGUGGCCACCAAGGACAUGGGCAUCUCGAAAAACGGCACGCCGUCGGACUCGUUUGAGCGCGGCAUGGAGUUCCACGCGCGUAUGACGGUGCUGGCCGAAGGGUGCCACGGCUCGCUGUCGAAACAGGCCAUCAAGAAGUUUGGACUGCGCGCCGGUUGCAGCCCGCAAACGUACGGCCUGGGUAUCAAGGAGGUGUGGGAGGUGAAGCCGGAGAAUUUUAAGAAGGGCUACGUUGCACACACGCUGGGAUACCCGCUGGACAAGGACACGUACGGGGGUGGAUUCCAGUACCAUUUUGGCGACGGCCUGGUGACUGUGGGGCUGGUUGUGGGGCUGGACUAUAGAAAUCCGUGGAUCUCGCCGUACCAGGAGUUCCAGAAAAUGAAGCACCAUCCGUUUUAUAGAAAGGUGUUGGAGGGCGGCAAGUGCAUCUCGUACGGCGCCCGUGCGCUGAACGAGGGUGGCUACCAAUCUGUGCCGAAGCUGCACUUCCCCGGCGGCGUUUUGGUGGGGGCGAGCGCCGGGUUCAUGAACGUGCCGAAGAUCAAAGGCUCGCACACAGCAAUGAAGUCGGGCAUGAUGGCGGCAGAAAGCAUGUACGAUGCGGUGGUGGCGCUGAAACGUCAGCAGGGCGACGUGGAAGAAGGCGAGGUGCUGCCCGAGUGGGACGCGCUAGAUCUGGAGCAGUACCAGGUCGCGUACGACCGGUCAUGGGUGCGCGAGGAGCUGUACGAGGUGCGCAACAUCCGGCCUUCUUUUGGCUCGAAACUCGGUAUGUGGGGGGGGAUGUGCAUGUCGGGGCUGAUUGCGAUGAUCACACGCGGCCGGGAGCCCUUCACGCUGACGCACAAGCACACGGACGCCGAGCUUGUGGAGGACGCGGGCAAGUAUGCCAAGAUCGAGUACCCAAAGCCUGACGGUGAGAUCUCGUUUGACAUCCUCACGUCGGUCUCGCGCACGGGCACGUACCACCAGGAGAACGAGCAAUGCCAUCUGCGCGUGCCCGAUCAGGACAUGGCGAAGCACACGUCCAAGGCGUACCCGAAAUACCAGGGCAUCGAGCAGAGGUUUUGCCCGGCGGGCGUUUACGAGUACCUGCCCGACGAAAAGUCGCCCGAAGGUGUGAUUUUCCAGAUCAACUCGCAGAACUGCAUCCAUUGCAAGACCUGCGACAUCAAGGUCCCCACGCAGGACAUUGACUGGACUGUGCCAGAAGGCGGCGACGGGCCGAAGUACCAGAUGACCUAGGCUGGGGGAGGGACCAGAGUAAAUACUGCACUACAUGAAUUUAAUAUAUUACCAUAAUUUAGUCUCUGCCCAUGGCCUUAUCCCACGUAGGCUUGGUUUGCUGCAGCCAAAAUUCGAAUCUGUCGCGGGCACUGGAAAAAGAGUCAAGUGCAGGUCUCACGUCAAGGAAAAACGUAGGCAUGCCGUCCUCAUCCUCAGGACCUCCAUAGUAAUCGAUCACAUACCGCACUUGCCGCCAGCCGCCAUGGCCGUCCCCACGCAGCACCGUCCAGUCGUGUCUGUCAAAUGGCGGCUCCGUUGCGUACUUAUCUGGGAACAGCUUGCCCAUGAUCUGGUAAAACCGCGCACGAGGAGUCAAGUCGUGCGGCCGGCCCGUGAACUUCAGCAGCCGGGGCUCCUGCUUCGUCUGCUCUGUGUGGGGUUUCUCCCACUUAAGAAUCUCGCUCCACGCACCUUCGUUCAGGAAAUUGUGGAUGUUCACCAUGCUUUCCACAGCGUCUUCCGGCACGUCUCCCUUGCCCUUGCGGAUCAUGGCAUUGAACAUCUGCUGCGGAGAUGGAUACUCCCACACGCCCUGGUCCGGCACAUCUCCCCGUGGAAUCGACGACAGCGUUCUCUCGGUCGGCAGGUCGAUCUUCUGGCCUGGAACCUUGUCGGUAGGGAGCACGUACGGCAUGUUGUUAAGCGGGUUGAUGUCCAGGGUCUCUGCUCCGUCGCUGUGCACCACAGGACAUGCGGCGAGUUUCGUGUGGUCCACCGGACAUUUUGCUGCUCCCGUAGCAGACGGGGAAACCGAUUUCUGUAUUGAGUCUGCCCAAAACCAGCCCAUUAAGUGUAAUUGAUAAAUAUUAACUUAUU
This is a messenger RNA of Ogataea polymorpha, 2769 nucleotides long. RefSeq lists its product as uncharacterized. Gene Ontology annotation, molecular function: iron-sulfur cluster binding; electron-transferring-flavoprotein dehydrogenase activity. The record is from RefSeq and is a predicted model, not a curated record. Gene Ontology annotation, biological process: electron transport chain. Gene Ontology annotation, cellular component: mitochondrial inner membrane. The transcript has a single exon. Lineage: Eukaryota; Fungi; Ascomycota; Pichiomycetes; Pichiales; Pichiaceae. The coding region runs from base 1 to 1911 and encodes 636 amino acids.